This is a messenger RNA of Hydractinia symbiolongicarpus, 1340 nucleotides long. RefSeq names its product calcium-dependent secretion activator 2-like. The record is from RefSeq and is a predicted model, not a curated record. The transcript has 8 exons. Gene Ontology annotation, biological process: dense core granule exocytosis; synaptic vesicle exocytosis. Lineage: Eukaryota; Metazoa; Cnidaria; Hydrozoa; Anthoathecata; Hydractiniidae. The coding region runs from base 144 to 1340 and encodes 398 amino acids.
UUCAAAAAUUUCAAUAAUUUAGUUGAUUGUUGUACUCGGGCUAAAAAAGUGAAACAGUGAAGAAUGCUUUGCAACACGAAUGAUAAGAAAUCUUCCAAGUUUAUGCAGGUUUAAUAACAGCUUCGUUUUUUCUUCACAGCAUUAUGCUAGAGCCUUCUGAUAGCGAAUCUGAAUUAGAUAUAGCUAAAGAUGCAGGGAGAAACGAGGAAGACAGAAAUCCUGAAAACAACAACACUUUCAAAAAUCAAAGAUUUUUUCAUGAUACACCAAUACCUGAUAUAUCAACACAAACUGAACCAAUACUUGCUGAAACAAACGAACAUUUACAUCAUUUGCAAAUUUAUGUCUUCGUCAGUCGAUGCAUAGCUUUUUCUGAUCACCUAUUAGAAGAAGUACCAUCCACAAACAAGACAAACAACAUGAAAAUAACCAAGGAUCAUAUUGAAAAAAUACAGGAACAUUUGACUACGUACUUAGCCAAUGAAGAAGAUUUAAUACUAGGUAUGGUUUUUAGGAAUGCUAUUAAACAAUUCCACGAUGAUUUUAUCGCAUGUCAUCUUUUCAAAAGACAUUUUACAUUAGGAUCGUUUUCCUACAACGAUAUCCGUAAUGUAUUUCAUUCGAUUUUGUUGAAACAUUUAAAGAAAGGUGGAGAAGAAGUUAAUUCUCGAGAAGGUUUAAUGAUGUUUGAUAUGAUAUGCGAGAAGCAAAGGUUAAUUUCUCACAUUGAGCAGGAUAGACCUACAAAAGAGGCUUUAUAUGAAAUGUUUCAAGCUGUUUUGUCGGUGAAGAAACACGAACAUCAAAUAUUAUAUAAUGCAUGUCAGUUAGAUAACCAGGACGAGCAACUUGCUUGCGUAAAGAGAGAGCUGAAAGGAAGAAGUCUGGAACUUAAUACAGAGCCAUCAAAGGAAAAAAAGAAAGAUCAUUUUCAAAUUGAAGUUCUUGAUAAAAUGGCGUCGAAAGUACAAAAUUACGUCGAACGAUUGCGAAAUAAACCGCUGAAAGGAGGAACGGAAGGAACUGGUGUAGAUGAAAAGCACGUGUUUUCUCUGAAAGAUUUAUGUGAACAAUUACAUACCCUAAAGGUUACUGUGUUAGAAGUAAAUGGCGUAAGAAAAUUAAACAAAAGUUUCAUCUUUGUUGUCAUGGCGUUAGACCAUGAUGAGAACAUGCUGCAAACAGAAUAUGUGGAGGCAAGCACCCCAGAAUGGGAUACUCAAGGUGAAUGGACAACAGCAUGUCCGUAUGUUACACUGAAAUUACAACUGCUGACAAAGAAAAAGACAUUCUUUAAUCUCACCGAUGAAAAACUGUUAGCUAAGACGGAAUCAAUGUAA